AUGAUAAAAUUGCGAGAUGGUGAUUCAAAACUUAGUUAAUAAUUAUUGUUUUUAUGUACUUUCUUAAUUCUUUUUGUUUAGUAAAUGUGUACAUUGUUGUAAUAAUUUAGAAUUCUAUAUACUACUGAUUAUUUAAUGAAUAGUAAUAAUAAUUAAUAUUCGGUUAAAAUUAUAAUUAUUUUCUUUUUAAAUUUAUGUUAAUGAAUUAAGUGUAUUCACAUGCGUAACGAUUUGCUUAGAGUAUCAGAUGAAAGUGACUUUCCGUGUAGGUAUUUUUUGUGAAAAACUCUAUAAUAAUCAACGAAUAUGUGCACGGAGCCAGUGAGAUUAUUUUUUAGCCAGUGGCGACUUUGGAUCAGGCCUUUCUUUAUUGCGACAUAUAUAUUAUUGGUAAUUGUAUUAGUGCCAACACUAAUUGUACAUGCAAUAGAAAAUGGAUUUACAAAAUCUGAUCAGGGAACAUUGGUUGCUGGGGGCUUCGUACUCUUGGCUAUGCCAAUAUCAAUUUGGCAAAUAACACAACACAUAGUACACUACACUAAACCAUCAUUACAAAAACAUAUUAUUCGAAUAUUAUGGAUGGUACCAAUUUAUGCCUUAAAUGCUUGGCUUGGCUUAGAAUUUCCUGAGCAGUCUAUAUAUAUGGACUCCUUAAGAGAGUGUUAUGAAGCAUAUGUUAUAUAUAAUUUCAUGAAGUAUUUACUUAAUUACCUCAAUGAUGAUAAUGAUUUUGAAGCAUCAUUAGAGUUAAAGCCUCAAGUGUAUCAUAUAUUCCCUUUGUGUUGUUUGGCUCCUUGGGAAAUGGGAAGUGAAUUUAUUCAUAACUGCAAGCACGGGAUUUUGCAGUACACACUUGUGAGGCCUCUGACAACAGUCAUCUCAAUGAUAUGUGAACUUUGUGGUGUCUAUGGAGAAAGUGACUUCAGUGCAAAUGUUGCUUUCCCUUACAUGAUAGCAUUUAAUAACUUGUCACAAUUUGUGGCUAUGUAUUGUUUAGUAUUAUUUUACAGAGCAAAUAGGACAGAGUUAAAACCGAUGAAGCCUAUUGGAAAAUUUCUAUGCAUCAAAGCUGUAGUUUUCUUCUCAUUCUUCCAAGGCGUUAUUAUAAAUAUUUUGGUAUACUGUGGUGUGAUAUCAACAAUAUUUGAUAUUUCUGAUAAGGACAAGAUAAAGAUUAUGUCUUCCAAACUACAGGACUUCCUGAUUUGCAUAGAAAUGUUCAUAGCAGCGAUAGCCCAUCACUACAGUUUCUCGUACAAGCCUUAUGUAUCGCCACUCGAUCCAUCCCCAUCAUGUUUGGGCUCGUUCCUCGCGAUGUGGGAUGUAUCAGAUGUCAAACGGGACAUUUCUGAGCAUCUUGGAGUUGUGGGAAGCUCAUUUAGCAGACGAUUACGAGGUAAAUCAAUGUAUCACAUGACCAAAGGUUAUGAUGAGAGCUCGAGGCUUGUCAGCGAACAAGUUCCAUCCAGCUCUGUGCCAGAUUUGACAGUUGAAGCCACAGAACCACCGUCGGUGGACAUACGGCCUUCUGUAUAUGGAUCUCUCGAUAACACUGUGGCAACGGGUUCAAUGAACUCUGAAACCGACCCCUUACUUGAUAUGUCCGAAGACAAAUUUGACCCGAGAGCGUAAUUUACGAACUAAUACGAAUAUUAGCGAAUGCAAUUUGAAAAACCUUACGCCUAUUUUUUUAAUAUUAAAUAAAAUUUAUAAAAUAACGGAAUGAUGGGUAUGCCAUGUCCACUUUUGUGUGUCACUUUGCUAGAAGUCUAAUGUCUACAUAGUUUGGGGGAUUCCAAUAGUAAAAAUAAUAGAGGAGUGCGGUAUGUAUGUUCAUAAUAUACUAUUAGAGUUAUUAAGAUCAGUCACAGUUUGAAUAAAUUAAUAAUCUGAAAAUAUCAAAUAUCUAGCCAAGUUACAAUACCAAUUAAAAUAUUGUGUUAGAGACCCCAAUCCAACUCCCAGAGUUUAUAUUGAAACUAUUUUCAUCAAUUUGUUAAAAGUUGUAUUUUUCAAUGCAAUUUAUAUAUCACUUUUGUAUGGCUAUGGCGGUGUAACAGCAUUUAUAAUUGAACCCAGAAAUGUGAAUUAGUAUUAAAAUAUAACAUUAUGAAAAAUAGUUUUGAAACUACAUACCUACUAUAUAUUGAUCAGUUGAGUAUUGUCUUUUUUAACAUUUACAUUUCGAUUUAAUACUCUAUAUAAGGUGUUUCAAUAAUCGUAAAUUUUCAAUUAAAUGAUGGACUGUCAUCCUGACAGUUCAUCAAUUACAGAUGUCAUAUAAACUUUUGUUUCGUUUUUAUCUGCUCUAAUUUACGAAACGAAUUUUAAGUAAACUGCAUACAACGGAUAUGCACUAAUCUAACCAAGUGUAUUUAGCAUAAAUUUCGAGAAAGUCCUUCAUAUUUUUGGCUGGUUUUAUGAAUUACAAAAUUAAUAUGACAAUUUAUGAAUUUAAAUAUAUAUUUAAGUAUUAUUGAUGUUGCAUUCCAAAGGCUAGAGCAAGUAUUUCUUCCUUACUGUACUUAAAGUGUGUUACGUGCAAUAACAUUUUUAUUACUAUGCUAUUACAAUAGGUACUAUUGAAGCGUAAAGUUUAAUAUGACUUUAAAAUUUUCCAAAAUAGAAUGUGUUUAACACAAAAAAUGCUUUCUGAUAAAAUUAAUAUUUUUUGGAAAAUUAGCUUAACUUGAAAGAAUUUUUGAUUUAUUAGAAAUUCAUGCGUUUGUUAUUGGAAGAUAUAUAUGUCGCAGCCAACUAGUUUAGCCGUUCAAUUAACAGCCUAGCCUUUUAACUAAACUGCGCCGUUUAACUAGCGGCCUGAAAUAUAUUCAGUCGUAGCGUUUGUUACAACAUUUAAUAAACUGUCUGGAUAAUACUAAGGCCAUUAGAUAGAACCAUCAUUUUGCAGAAAUAAAAAAGAUGAAACAUAUGACAAAAAAUAUUUCUUUCAAAAUAAAAUUGCUUAAGUCAAAUUCACAUUAUUAUUGUCACCACACUCUUCCAUUGUACUUGUUUUUUUUUCAUGAUUGUGGCAUAAUUAAAUUAACAGUAAACAGGCUAGGCAAAUAAUUAAACGUCAUCGAUCCAAGUAAUUUGCGUAGCUGUUUGAUGAACUGCCUGAACAUGUUUUAGGCCGCUAGUUAAACGUCGCCGUUUAGUUGAAAGGUUAGGCUGUUAAUAAUUCUAGUUGGCUGCGACAUACAUAGGCAUUUCAAUAAUAUUGUUAAUACAUUU
Messenger RNA from Pieris rapae (cabbage white), 3237 nucleotides. Its product is annotated as transmembrane protein 184C. The transcript is spliced from 6 exons. Gene Ontology annotation, biological process: transport. Lineage: Eukaryota; Metazoa; Arthropoda; Insecta; Lepidoptera; Pieridae. The coding region runs from base 307 to 1632 and encodes 441 amino acids. The record is from RefSeq and is a predicted model, not a curated record. Gene Ontology annotation, molecular function: transporter activity.